AUGCCGCUGAUCAAGCGCGCCAUUUGGCUUAUAUCCGUGCCUAUUAUCUUUCUGCUAGUAUUGCUCGCGCUACGGCUGUCCGUGUUGAAUACUUACCUUGAUGUUGAAGAUUUGUGCUACCGUUGGUUCCCUUUUAUCUCAUGGCAAGUCAUCCUCCCAUCAUGGGCUCGUGUAGCGGUUGUUCUAGGGGGCACGGAGACACCAGCUGUGACUCUUCGCCAAGGCACUGUAGUUGGGAAGGUUCUCAGAGACAAUCUACCAAAGCCCGUUGAGGCGUUUCUUGGAAUCCCAUAUGCGCUGCCACCGACGAACGAAAGGAGAUUCACUCCUCCAGUGCCCGUCCAUGCGUCUAAUGAUGCAAUCGAUGCCACAAGUUAUGGCAAAAGACUUGGUGCAUUUGGCUUCCUAUCAUCGAAAGUUGCAGCCAAGGGAAAUGCACUUAACGUAGGUCUACGCGACCAAAACCUCUUAUUGAGAUGGGUGCAUGAAAACAUUGAAGCUUUCGGUGGCAAUCCAGACGACGUCGCCCUGUUUGGACUAUCAGCUGGAGCACAUUCAGAAGGAAUGCCGUCACUUUUUCGCCGAGUCAUUAUGGAAUCUGGAGCAGCAACGUCUCGUGCCGUUUACCCCUAUAACCACAGUCUCCACGAGCUUCAAUUUAAAGAAUUUCUCGUUGAGGCUGGCUGCUCUGGUUUGGAGGAAGAUGGAAUCAUGCCGUGCCUACGAAGCAAACCGGCACUAACCAUUGCUUUGGCCUCAUCCAAGAUCUUCUCCCGCUACGAGUCUUCAGAUCGCUGGGCGUUCCAGCCAGUCAUCGACGGCGAUAUCAUCAAACAAGCUCCUAUCCAAGCCUGGAAAGCUGGUAACUGGAACAAAGUCUCAAUCCUCACCGGGUUCAACACGAAUGAAGGUACCUCCUUUGUUCCCUCAGAGAUGUCCGAGUCAGAGGAAUUCAUCAACUUUUUCCGCUUGCUCAUUCCAGCCAUGCCCGAAAAGGACCUCGAGAAGCUUGACCAGUUAUACCCAGAUCCGCUAAAGUACCCAUCCUCUCCCUAUGUGGAGACCCGAAACAUAAGAGUAGGCGCUCAGUUCAAGCGUGUCGAGGCCGCUUACGGUAAUUUCGCUUAUAUAUGCCCUGUUCGGCAAACUGUCCACCACGCAUCGGCGGGACAGCAAGCGCCAGUAUAUUUGUACCACUGGGCUCUAAAUAAAACCGUGAAGGGUGGUGCAAGCCAUGCGGACCAGACCGAAUACGAAACGUAUAGCCGCGGCGUGCGGCAGAUUUCCGCUGCCCAGAAAGAAAUUGCUGGGACACUGCAUGCAUAUUUCACGUCCUUUCUUACUACUGGUGAUCCUAAUGAUGUCCCCGGAAGAUUUCCGGAUAGACCUGAGUGGAAGUCGUUUGGUGGUAGGUGGUCGAAGAAAAAUAGGACUCUUAUGCUAUUUGGUGAAGGGAAUGAUGAGCGGGCCGGAGGCGGUGGGAUUGGGAUUCCAGCACAAAUAGCAAAUGAUGUGUGGAGUCAGGAUGAGUGCGAGUUUUGGUCGAAUAGGAGUAUUUUGACGGAAUCUUGA
Histoplasma mississippiense is the source of this 1572-nucleotide messenger RNA. RefSeq lists its product as hypothetical. Bases 1 to 1572 code for a protein of 523 amino acids. The record is from RefSeq and is a predicted model, not a curated record. The transcript has 3 exons. NCBI's taxonomy places the organism in Eukaryota, Fungi, Ascomycota, Eurotiomycetes, Onygenales, Ajellomycetaceae.